Antrostomus carolinensis (chuck-will's-widow) is the source of this 1245-nucleotide messenger RNA. RefSeq names its product gap junction protein delta 4 (gene GJD4). The coding region runs from base 1 to 1245 and encodes 414 amino acids. The record is from RefSeq and is a predicted model, not a curated record. The transcript has 2 exons. Gene Ontology annotation, cellular component: connexin complex. Gene Ontology annotation, biological process: cell-cell signaling. Lineage: Eukaryota; Metazoa; Chordata; Aves; Caprimulgiformes; Caprimulgidae. Gene Ontology annotation, molecular function: gap junction channel activity.
AUGGAGCGCUGGGACUCACUGGGAUUUUUGAUUGUCACACUCAACUAUAAUGUGACUAUUAUAGGAAAGAUCUGGCUAAUGUUAAUAAUUCUGCUGCGAAUGGCAGUGGUAGUGUUAGCAGGCUAUCCGCUCUACCAAGACGAGCAGGAGCGCUUCGUCUGCAACACCCUGCAACCAGGAUGCUCCAAUGUUUGCUAUGACUUGUUCUCUCCUGUAUCUCACUUUAGAUUCUGGCUCAUUCAGACUGUGUCUAUCCUGUUACCUUAUGCUGCAUUCAGCAUUUACGUUUUGCACAAGGUAGCUAUGUACAUUGUAAGAAUGCACUGUUUGGUGCAUGGAUGCAAAGGGAAUAAGGGUUUAUCAAGCCCCAAAGACCUGAAGGAGCUCUGUAGAAGUGCAGUUGUCAAUAGAUUAGAUUGUGGUGCAGAGAACCUAAGGGUCCUGAAUUUUUCUGGGGCAUAUACUCUUCAUCUUUUUUUUAGGAUGUUACUUGAGGCCGCCUUUGCAGCUGCGCAGUAUUUUCUUUUUGGAUUUUUUGUUCCUGAGCGCUUUUCCUGCUACCAUUCACCUUGUACAAGCACAGUUGACUGUUACAUCUCCCGGCCCACUGAGAAAUCCAUCAUGAUGAUUUUCAUCUGGGGAGUCAGCAGUCUAUCCUUUCUGCUUAGCCUUGCUGAUCUUGUUUGUGCUCUCCAGAGAAUGACAGCAAGAAACCCAAAGAAAAAGCUGCUGGCCAACCUCCAGGUAGAGAAUGAGUGCAUUUUAGGUCUUUCCCCAGUACAGCCUGGUAGCUCUUCUCUACCUCAAAACCAGGACUGUCCAGUAUCAAAUAGCAGCCAGACCAGUGAUGGUUCCUGUUCACUUCUCUCUGAAGAGGAAGAUGAAGUUGUUCUUCAUGCAGAAGUGGUCUCUCAGCAAACUGCCAGCACUAACCUUAACAGCAAUAAGCCCUGUAUAUUAGAAGAUCUUGCUGUUAAGCAAGAUAGCACUGAAGAGCCUUUGUGUGCUGGUGACCACCAAGGAACUACAUGCAGGCAAGUGAGACCCAGGCUUCAGCAAGACUUCAUUAAGGAUACGUCCCUGACUUUGAGACCUCAGAUCAAAUCUCACCUUGGAGUUUCUUCCACUGUAGUUCCGAGCAAGCUUUUAGGAUAUUACCCUUCAGCUGAGCUAAAAACCCCUGAUGCACAAUCAAAUUAUAGCAGUACUAGUUGCUUGAGGUCAAAAAAAUCAGAAUGGGUAUAG